This is a messenger RNA of Rhincodon typus (whale shark), 2658 nucleotides long. RefSeq lists its product as uncharacterized. Bases 15 to 1718 code for a protein of 567 amino acids. The record is from RefSeq and is a predicted model, not a curated record. The transcript is spliced from 3 exons. NCBI's taxonomy places the organism in Eukaryota, Metazoa, Chordata, Chondrichthyes, Orectolobiformes, Rhincodontidae.
AUGGCAAUGGGGUCAUGAUGAGCCACCGACAAAUGGCGAGCAGGAGCAGCAUCCUGAAGUACUUUGAGUCCGCACUGAAGGGAGCACCUCGAGAGCAGGGCAGCCCCCCCUUGGCCAUCACCAACGCUCACCCUGCGCCAAACAAGACCUGCAACCUAAAAGUGAAACGCAGGAAGACGCGGCGAGAGCUGAACCGCACCAAAUUUGGCCGGGGGCUCAGCGAGAAGCCGUCUCGGCACAAGCCCUGGGCUCAGGGAGCGGGCCGGGCCAGUGAGUGCCGCUGCCGGCGGGAAAGGGCCGAGGCAGGGGCUCCCAAAACCCCUGUCCCUUCCAGCUGGGUAAUCACCCAGAACCGCCUCAGCCAGAAGCACCUGGGCAUCUUCAACAGGGAGGUCAAGUCCGUCACUGCCGAGAGGCUCCCCCUGAGUGACGGGCAAGGUGAUGCCGGAGAGCCUGCCCCGCCAACUGCCAAGGUCACCACGCCUGUGCCGGGGAAGGGAGCCGAGCCGCCAGAAGCCCCUGUGGUGGAACCGAGCUCUCCGACACCGGAGCCAGCGAGGAAGGGGUCCCAGCCAACGGUCACGCCCAGGCCCCCCGCCCCAGUCGCCGAGGUGGCGCGGAAACUCAUCCGGGCCCUUGGCACCCAGCGGGCCUUCCCAGGGCAGAGCCUGGUGCGGCAGACACAGCAGCAGCUGCUGGAGCUCCUGGUCAAGAGACACGGACACCGGGCAGCGAAGCUACUGACCACGGCGGGCAACGCUGCAGAGAAUUCUGAGCUAUGUUCAGGCAUCGAACCCCGCGAAGGGCACGUGAUUACCAGUAACGCCUCACCUUCAGGGGACCUGCUAAUGGAGGAGACCUCCCUGGGCCUCAAGGAGCAGCCUUGUAAAUUCCCUGUGCAUUCAACACCACUGAUGGUGAAUGGCGUUUUGUACAGACAGCAGCAGUGUGGUGGUUUCUCUGGAGGCACACCUUCAGUCUGUGUCCGUGCCGCUGCAGCCUCUCCAGCUGCAUGUCUCCAGCAGGAAGUGACUGACGGGACCACACUGUUUGCUGCUUCUCAGGCCUCUACCCGCCUCCUGAGGCCUAGGUGCCAGGCCCAGGAGUUGCCUUCAUCGCGACGCUUGUGGGCGAAUGCUGGGCCCUUCCAGAGGGCCCGAGCGGGUGGCACCAUAUUUCCGAGCCCCCUGCUCUGUCCGAGCUGGUCAGAUAGCGCCUGGGAUCUGCUAACGAGAGCUGCCAGCGAGACAGGGAGGAACCAGGAGCCAUCUCUGCUGCGAAUCACCGCCACGCCCAAUGGCCAUGGCACCCAGGCGAGAGGCUGGGAGUCCCUGGGCGGAGUAGGCCACAGCUGCUUCCCCGGACGGUUACGGGGCCCAGCCGCUAGCAAUCCGGAGGAGAACAGGAAUCGGGGCCUGCCCCUGGGCGAUAUUGUCAAUGUGUCCCAACCCCAGGGGCUGGAGGGGGAAAGAGAAUCCGCUGUGGCUACAAGGAGGCACCGGUUCGUCUACACCAACACUGGCCUGGCACCCCCGCUGUAUCCCGCUCAGGCCCGGGCAGGGGCUUUGCCCCUUCCCCUGGCCUUUUAUUACCCACCUUCAGGGGCCUUGGAGUGGGCCGACUCUCCGGUGCCAGGCUGGGACAGAGCCCCUCAGACACCCACCUGGGAACCCACAAGCCCCGAACCCUGGGUGUACCCCAGGAUGAAGCUGUACUGACCACUGACCAGGGAGAGAGCACUGCCCACCACUGACCAUUGCCUGGGGAUGGGGUCACUGCCCACGACUGACCAUUGCCUGGGAGGGAGCACUGCCCACCACUGACCACAGCCCAGGAAGGAGCCUUGCCCACACUGACCGCUGCUGAGGGAGGGGGCAUUGACCACCAAAUGGCAGGGGAGAGUUUGGGGAUGGAGGGGUUAUAGCUGUAGCUCAUUGCAAUUACCCCCUCCCCUCACAACAACCCCUCCCCCUCUCCUUCCCCCUCCUUUCACACCCUCCUUCCCUGACCCCCUCCUCUCUUAACCCCCUCCUCCCGCCCAGUCCUGCCAUAGAUUGGGGUGGUUUAUCGAUGGGCGUUCCCUGUCCCCUCAGUCUGGAGGUAAAUCACUCAAGGAGAAUAAUUUUUACCCUUUCUUCACUGGAAAGUUUCUGCUUUCCUGCGUUUCACCCAAAGCACUGUGAGCACCCCCACCUUCCCCAGUCCCUCAAUACCCUGGGGAUGAGGGAGCCUGAGCGAGGGAGGGGAGUAGGAGUUGAGGGGAGAAUCUGAGCGAGGGGAGCGUCUAGGGGAGAUUUGAAGUGAAGCGGUCUGGUAGAACAUUUGACUGAAACAAGGGCAGUCUGUGUAACUGUUCACCAUUUGCCCCAGAGGGGGUAAGGAUUAACCCAGGAGUCAAUGAGCAGUUGACUGAACCUUGUGUUCCGAUUCCUUUGAAGAAUGGGGGUGUGAUGUGAGACAGUUAACAGCCGCAUGAACAAUAUCGAUCCAUUGACAGGAUGUGACCAUCCCUAACCUCCCCGGGAUAACUGCUGCUAACCUGUGUUGUUGAGCAUUUAUUUGGGAGGAAGGACGGCCACGGAGCUGUUUGGGAGGGGUGGGAGGUGGAGAUUGUAAAUGGUUUACAAUAAAACCCAGCACAUGCUGAUUGAAGCUGGA